Messenger RNA from Arvicola amphibius (Eurasian water vole), 1993 nucleotides. Its product is annotated as heat shock 70 kDa protein 1-like. Gene Ontology annotation, cellular component: vesicle; cytoplasm; blood microparticle. Gene Ontology annotation, molecular function: ATP binding; misfolded protein binding; heat shock protein binding. NCBI's taxonomy places the organism in Eukaryota, Metazoa, Chordata, Mammalia, Rodentia, Cricetidae. The transcript has a single exon. The record is from RefSeq and is a predicted model, not a curated record. Gene Ontology annotation, biological process: protein refolding; cellular response to unfolded protein. The coding region runs from base 11 to 1936 and encodes 641 amino acids.
CCGUAAAACCAUGGCUGCUAAUAAAGGAAUGGCCAUAGGCAUCGACCUGGGCACCACCUACUCGUGCGUGGGCGUGUUCCAGCACGGCAAGGUGGAGAUCAUCGCCAACGACCAGGGCAACCGCACGACCCCCAGCUACGUGGCCUUCACCGACACUGAGCGGCUCAUCGGCGAUGCGGCCAAGAAUCAGGUGGCCAUGAACCCGCAGAACACCGUGUUCGAUGCCAAACGUCUGAUUGGCAGGAAGUUUAAUGAUCCUGUUGUGCAGUCAGACAUGAAGCUUUGGCCAUUUCAAGUGAUCAACGAAGGGGGCAAGCCCAAGGUGUUGGUGUCCUACAAAGGGGAGAAGAAAGCCUUCUACCCCGAGGAGAUCUCGUCGAUGGUGCUGACCAAGAUGAAGGAGACUGCAGAGGCUUUCCUGGGCCACAAUGUCACCAAUGCGGUCAUCACGGUGCCCGCCUACUUCAACGACUCGCAGCGGCAGGCCACCAAGGACGCGGGCGUGAUCGCGGGUCUGAACGUGCUGCGCAUCAUCAACGAGCCCACGGCCGCUGCCAUUGCCUAUGGCUUGGAUAAAGGAAGCCAUGGAGAACGGCACGUGCUCAUCUUCGACCUGGGGGGCGGCACGUUUGACGUGUCCAUCCUGACGAUCGACGACGGCAUCUUCGAGGUGAAGGCCACGGCGGGCGACACGCACCUGGGCGGGGAGGACUUCGACAACCGGCUGGUGAGCCACUUCGUGGAGGAGUUCAAGAGGAAGCACAAGAAGGACAUCAGCCAGAACAAGCGCGCCGUGCGGCGGCUGCGCACGGCCUGCGAGCGCGCCAAGAGGACCCUGUCGUCCAGCACGCAGGCCAACCUGGAGAUCGACUCGCUGUUCGAGGGCAUCGACUUCUACACGUCCAUCACCAGAGCACGGUUUGAGGAGUUAUGUGCAGAUCUCUUUAGAGGCACGCUGGAGCCCGUGGAGAAGUCUCUUCGGGACGCCAAGAUGGACAAAGCUAAAAUCCAUGACAUUGUUCUCGUGGGCGGCUCGACGCGCAUCCCCAAAGUGCAGAAGCUGCUUCAAGACUACUUUAAUGGGCGGGAUCUCAACAAAAGUAUCAAUCCCGACGAGGCGGUGGCCUACGGAGCUGCAGUCCAGGCAGCUAUUUUAAUGGGGGACAAAUCUGAAAAAGUACAAGACCUGCUGCUGCUGGACGUGGCGCCGCUGUCGCUGGGCCUGGAGACGGCGGGCGGCGUGAUGACGGCGCUCAUCAAGCGCAACUCCACCAUCCCCACCAAGCAGACGCAGACCUUCACCACCUACUCGGACAACCAGCCCGGGGUGCUGAUCCAGGUGUACGAGGGCGAGAGGGCCAUGACGCGCGACAACAACCUGCUGGGCCGCUUCGACCUGACUGGAAUACCUCCUGCACCCCGGGGCGUGCCGCAGAUCGAGGUGACCUUCGACAUCGACGCCAAUGGCAUUCUCAAUGUCACCGCCAUGGACAAGAGCACGGGCAAGGCCAACAAGAUCACCAUCACCAACGACAAGGGCCGGCUGAGCAAGGAGGAGAUCGAGCGCAUGGUGCAGGAGGCGGAGAAAUACAAAGCUGAGGAUGAGGGCCAGAGGGAGAAAAUUGCUGCCAAGAAUGCGCUCGAGUCCUAUGCCUUCAACAUGAAGAGCGCGGUGAGUGACGAGGGUCUGAAGGACAAGAUAAGCGAGUCCGAUAAGAAGAAAAUUCUGGAUAAAUGCAACGAGGUCCUUUCCUGGCUGGAGGCCAACCAACUAGCGGAGAAGGAGGAGCUCGAUCACAAGAGAAAAGAACUGGAGACCAUGUGUAACCCUAUCAUCACCAAACUGUACCAGGGAGGGUGCACCGGGCCCACCUGCGUGCCGGGGUACACGCCGGGCAGAGCCGCCACCGGCCCGACCAUCGAGGAAGUAGAUUAGCCGUUUCUGGGACUACAGGGUGCAAGGGCGCCUUCAGGUGAAGUGUAUUCAUCUCCC